AUGGCGUUGGAAGAAGCAACAGUACCAGAAGAACACUUGUUGAAGAAGUUAUUUCAAGACUUUGGAGAGGGCACGUCCAUGCAUGGUAUCGGUCGAGUGCUUACCAACAACAGAUCGUGGAAGAGAUUCUUGUGGUCAACAAUGUUUCUGUUCGGUGUGGGAUUUUCCAUCUAUCAGUUUGUGAUCACCAUGAAUGACUUCUACAGCUAUCCGGUUACAACCGUGGUCACCUUGAGACAAGAGACCGCAGCCAUCUUUCCUGGCAUCACAAUCUGCAAUUUAAACAGAAAGAGAAAGACGCUGGCUGAGGAAUCUAUGUUUUGGGCGAUUGAUACGCUCACUGAUGUAAUUUUAUUGUAA
Molecule: messenger RNA, 360 nt
Organism: Candidula unifasciata
Lineage: Eukaryota; Metazoa; Mollusca; Gastropoda; Stylommatophora; Geomitridae
Source: the annotation of a GenBank genome assembly